Molecule: messenger RNA, 1418 nt
Organism: Megalops cyprinoides (Indo-Pacific tarpon)
Lineage: Eukaryota; Metazoa; Chordata; Actinopteri; Elopiformes; Megalopidae
Exons: 2
Coding region: 234-1223 (329 amino acids)
Biological process (GO): G protein-coupled receptor signaling pathway
Cellular component (GO): membrane
Molecular function (GO): G protein-coupled receptor activity
Source: RefSeq, a predicted model, not a curated record
CAGACAAAUCCACAGGCGAGACAGAUAUGCGAGGAGGUGGAACUGCAAGUUAAACUGCGAGCUCAGUUUUUAUUUGAAAAACCCUCUGGAGGACUAUAAAUUAUGAAUCAUGACAGCGCGAUGAUGUGAGGAAAAGAAAGAAGAUGCCUUGAAACUAAAGUUCCCUGAGUUUUAUCCAAUGACAAACGCAACCAUAAAAACAACAAUAAUAAUAAACAGCAAAGAGUGGGAAAAUGUCGACAAAGAACGAGACAGACCAUAACUACAUCGCCGUUCGAGUGUGCGCUUCGACUACGUCCUUCGUAAUUUUGGCUUUUUUCAACCUGGUUAUAAAUUGGACUAUUCUACGUGAUGAAGGACUUCGGAGCCAUGCCCGCUUUGUCUUGGUUUUCCACCUGUUGUUCUCCGCCUUUGUCUACUUUGGGGUCUGCUGCGCGUUCUACGUACAGAUAUACAUCGACGCCAGGACCCCAGCUGCCGCGUGCCAGACCUUGAUAACUAUGUUAAUCACAAGCGCCUCGAACAUCCUCCUCACCCUUACUGCGAUGGCCCUGGACCGCUACGCUGCCAUCUGCUUCCCGCUCAAGUACAGCUCCAUGUGCUGGAUGCAGUGGCCAUGGCUCAUCGGGGUACUAACUUGGGGCAUAGCGCUCAUCACCCCUCUGAGCCUAUUGUCCAAAAUGGAGGAGGACUUUGAAACAAGGGGAGGGCGAUGCGGCCGCGAUCUGUUGAAAAAAGGCGAAGUCCACAAAAUCACGCUGAUUUCACUGUGUGCGUUGCUCAUUUUAUUCAGCUACUGCAAAAUCUUACUGGAGAGUCGGCGCCUCGGCGUGCUGUCUCCGCGCAACCGCGUCGGCCGCAGGACCAUCGCCAUGCACGGCACCCAGCUCGCCGUCUACAUCCUCCCCAACUUCGUGAACUUCGUGCUGCACCUGUUUCAGAAGCACCAUUACCUCCAGGAGGGUCCCAAGGAGCUGUUUGGGGUGAUUAACUUUGCCUUCUUUAGUCUGGCGCAGUGCAUAGCUCCGAUCAUCUACGGACUGCGUAAAGAGGAGCUUCUGGAACAGUUGUACCAUCGCUUUCCCUGUCUGUCUUGCCACCUGAAAGGUAUCCUGGAGUGGACCGUCCGAACCACACAGCCCUGCCUGCGUCCCCAGCCACGAGAGAGAGCGAUGACUUCCCAAAGGCUCAUGUCGAUAGAGCUGCCACGGACAUCUAUAUGACUGGACAAUACCGGGGCCAUGACGGGGAAUGGAAUAGGACUCAAAGAGCCCAAUUUCACCAAAUCCUGGAGGAUUCUGCGCGUGCAGCUUUGUCGGUAUUUAUUCGCUCGCGUGGUGGCGGAAUCCAGGGAAUCGUCGCCCACGGAUAAAGAUGAACACCUAAAAACUUACUGUGACCACAACACGCACGGCGGC